This is a messenger RNA of Rhipicephalus microplus (southern cattle tick), 2804 nucleotides long. RefSeq names its product endothelin-converting enzyme 2. The record is from RefSeq and is a predicted model, not a curated record. Gene Ontology annotation, biological process: protein processing. NCBI's taxonomy places the organism in Eukaryota, Metazoa, Arthropoda, Arachnida, Ixodida, Ixodidae. Gene Ontology annotation, cellular component: plasma membrane. Gene Ontology annotation, molecular function: metalloendopeptidase activity.
GUGGAGCUCAACAGUCGGCGCCACCGGCGGCAGAGGCGCGAGGUCAGCGGCUCUUGUUGUAAGGGAGCCGGUUUUUUCGUUUGAAAGUUCGUCGGUUGUUUUUGGUUGCGGCGCGGUGGCGCGCAACAAGUGUGCCCGAAAUGGACGACAAGAACGAGCCGCGCGAGAACGACAAGUGCAUGGCCCAGCAGGGUGAGACCACUACCGGAGGAAUGUCCAAGCUCCGCGCCCAGGUCACCUCUGCAGUGGCGAACAUCCCGUCGCUGGUGAUUGUACUGUUGUGCGUGUUGUUGCUCGUCUUCUUCGUCAUCAUAGUCGCACUCUCGGUCAAGGUGCACUCGGGCUCCACGGCGCCCGAUGAUCGCUGCCUGUCGGCGGCCUGCCUCGGCUCGGCGGCUCGCGUGCUCGCCGGUCUUCGGGAGGACGUCGCGCCCUGCAAGGACCCGUACGCUCUGGCGUGCCGUCCCGGCGUGCCUCGUCGCCAGCACGCGGUUCGGCACCUGGUGGAUCUGGUGCCCUUCGACGGUGACCAGGCGUCGGCCGAGCUGAAGGCGAAGCGAUUCUACGAGACGUGCAUGGAGCCCCGUAGCCUGAGCCAGGACGCACUGGCCCUGCUCAACUACCGGCUGCGACAGGUCGGUGGCUGGGAGCUGGUGGCCAGCUCGUCAUGGUCCCUGCAAAGCUGGGACCGCGACACCGCCCUCGAGAAGCUGCACGUCGACCUGGGAGUGAGCCCAUUCUUCGCCGUCGGAGUGGCCGACCGAACGAUUCGGCUUGAGCCUUCAGGCUUCACGUUCCCAUCGUACGAGUACUAUGCGGAUGGCAAGCCUGACAGUUUCGCCGGAAAGGUGCUGGGCCACUACCGGGAGCUGAUUGAGCAUGUCUCGAGCCACCUGCGGGAUGGACCACCGACCCUGGCAAACUCGGUGUUGGCCGACACCAUCAUCAACUACGAGCGACGACUGCUCGAGCGACUACGUCCUCGGGAGAAUGUGACGGAGACGGACAGCCUGCGCACCACCGUGGCCCAGCUCACACGCUUGGUUCCCAUUGUAAAGUGGGAGCAGCUGCUGAGUGCCUACUUCCACGGCCACUCCAUUGGCCAGGACACGCCCGUGCUAAUAUUGCAGCCACACUACUUCAAUGGCCUCAGCCAGAUCAUCUCCACCACCGAUACCACCACACUGAAUCACUACAUGAUGUGGCGUCUCGUGAUGAAGUACGCACCACACCUGGACAAGACCGUGCGAUCUGAGUACUUCCGUUUCCAACGCCGCAUUUUUGGUGACGAAGAGCCCGAGGAAGAGUGGUGGGAGCAGUGCACUCGGCACACCAGCCACUACCUGCGCCAUGCUGUGGGCUAUCUUUAUGCGACCAGGGCAGCUGGAAACCGCGUGCAGGAGACCAUCCAACAGGCUGAGGCUCUUGCUCGACGGGUGAAGACGUCAGCUAUUGAAAGUGUCGGUGAAGUUGCAUGGCUGCCUGAAAAAAGCCCUCUUCGAGAAAAGCUGACCAGUUUGGAUUUCCAGGUGGGCUAUGCUUUCAAGGACAAACCAAGACAGCUGGACCAGUUCUAUUUAGACCUCGUUGUCAAGCUUGGGUCACACCUGGAGAAUGUCUUUGAGGCUGAGCGUUUUCUGGGACGCAAGAAGGCCUUGAUGCUCAACAACCGAGCACUCCUGAAAGAAGAGGCAGCCGAGGAUGAAGCGUGGACUAUCUCGGCUGUUAGCACCCAACCCACGUACAAUCGAGAGCUGAAUACAGUUGUGGUGCCCUUAGCAGCAUUACAGCCUCCCAUAUUCUCCCUGGAUGACCACCUGGCAUUGCAGUAUGGAUCCUUUGGGAGCCUCAUGGGCCGCCUGGUGUUUGAGUUUCUUCGUCAGGAAGGUGGCAACCUGUUCCGUAACAAUGCGACGCGUGCCAGCCUGCAGGAGAAGUUACACUGCUUGGCCAACCGAUAUCCUGCCUUGAACAGCACACUUCCAGUCAAUGGGCUCCUGGUUGCUCCCGAGGCCCUAGCUGACCUUGCUGGUGUCACCGCUGCCUUCAGGGCAUUUGAAUCUGAUUCGCAUGGGAAAGAAAAGCUUCCAGGAAUGGAGUGGACAGCACAGCAGCUAUUUUUCAUUGGCUUCGCACAGUCCAUGUGUGAAGAGGUGUCCUUAAGGAAGUUACAAAUCUGGAGCCUUGUGAGCAUAUCUGCACCUAAAAAGCUCAGGGUUCUUCAGGCACUGCAGCAGUCUCCUGAAUUCGGUCGAACGUUUGACUGCAACGGUGAAGAGUGGCAGUCCCACAUCUGUCAUGCGUGGUAAUUUGCUGACAUGUGGGCAGCAAUGCUUAAACAUUUGUGGCAGCUGUAGUAGCAGCAGGCCAGCAGCACCAACGCUUCCACAAGCAGCUGGUUUGCAUUGGGCGUGGUCGCUUCGUGCAGUGUGCCUUUCGUGCAGUUCUGACCUGCUGUUGUAAAGGCAAGUGGGAUGGUGCGCACAAUAGGAGUCUUCUAACACAAUGCGGACAAGUUUCUUUGUGCUCAUGGAGCUUGGCAAGCUGCUUUUCGAUAUGAGGCAUAUGCUUGGACGCACUGCUGGGAGACAGUGCAGAUCACAGAUGGACUGGUUGUGUGUGUGAACUUUAUUUAGAAUGGGCUGAGGUGGUGUGCAUGUAUGUAUAUGAGUGUUUGUAGGCAUCAGACCUGUUAGUAUUUCAAAUGCUUUGUACAAAACUCCAUUCCAAGUUUUGGCCUCAUGUUUUCAUUCAAUACCAUGCGAGAAUAAAAAUACCUUUAGAGUACCUUCACCUUUAUUUCA